Molecule: messenger RNA, 1872 nt
Organism: Naegleria lovaniensis
Lineage: Eukaryota; Heterolobosea; Eutetramitea; Acrasida; Naegleriidae
Exons: 2
Coding region: 1-1872 (623 amino acids)
Source: RefSeq, a predicted model, not a curated record
AUGGUAUUUGGAUGGUUUCAACUGUUUAGAGCGAAGAAAUUUUCUGCUUCGGAAACAACAAACGAAGAAUCUAAUCACUUUCUAACGAAUAAUUCUAAGAGCAGUCAUGUGUUACCAUCGUCAUCAUCAAACGGUUUUGAUUCGUCCCGAUUCUGGUUUUGGAAUCGUUUAAUGUCAUCCAAUUAUCAUUUAUUUCAAUCUCCUCUUCGUCGUUUGAUUGUUCAUGCACAGGAAGAGGAAUCAUCAUCACAUGAACUACAACAACAACAACACAAUUCUCAAGGUCCAACCUCUGAAGAAAUGUUUCAACAAUUUCUCAAACAUACCCAAUCAAAACACCAAACUGAGCAAAGAGGAAAACCAAAGAUAGAGACGUCAAAAGAAGAGCCUAUUGAAGACCGAUUGACCACGUUGGCCCUUGAAGAUUUGGAAGAUGACGAGAUUUUUGCACGAGUACAACGAAAAUAUCACUUGAAAAACAUUUACAAACUUAUGAACUCAUGGGCAAAAUGUUCAAGCAUGCCAAGAGAACCUCUCGAUAGCCAUCCAUUUGUGACAGAUCCAAAAACAUUAGAAACGAUGCAGUUAGCUUGUCAUGUCAGUGGUAUGGUCGAUGCAGAGGAGUAUUUUACUUUGACACACAGAUGUUUACCCACAACGGAUACGAUCAAUCUUGUGAGUGGUCACAAGGCUUUCUCCUCCAAUAUUCUCAAUAAGGAUGAAGCUCUCGAAACAGUGACACAAUGUCGAGAUUGUGUAGAAGGAACGGAUCCUCAUACACAAGAAAUGAAACAAAUUUAUUUUGAAACUAAGGAUUUAAUUGAGGAGAAGAACUCUUUAAGGAUAUUUCUUCCAAAGGUCUCCGCACUACUUAAUUUAGUUUCAGAAACGGAGGGUCUUUCAGAAGGCCCUCAAAUAGAGGCACGAGAAAAAUUUUGUGUAAAUCAACACAAGGACAGUAAUCGAAGUAUUGCUAGUAAGAUUCAUUGGGCUCAACUCAAAAUAUUCCAAAAUGAAUUUUCUGAAAUGCGAAGUUGCUUGCAUUCUGCCUCGAAUGAUACUGAAAAAUGUAAAUUUGAAACGACAAACUAUGUUUUGCAAUCAAGAGCAGUCGCAUGUGGUAAAGAGAUGGCGUAUUGCCUUGACAAUUUUUCAACCAUAGCUAACAAGUUAGAAGACUAUCAACGAAGACACACAAAAACAGGUGUUCUUAUUGGUUUCGGAAAAACUGAAGAAAAAUCAAAAGCAACAACAAUUCACUUCCCAAAAGAAAAAGAAACCGCUACAAUCGAAGAAACCAAGGAUGAAGAUGAUGACUAUGUGUUUGGAUCCUACAAUUACGACAAUUUGGAUGAAGAAGAAGAAGCUGUGUUUGUUGGAAAAAACGACCACACAGAAGAUGACGAGCAUGAUGCUUAUUUUCUUAAUCAAUCCGCCUUAACUAAUGCCAACACAAAGUCCAACACAAAUUCGAAGAGUAUUACUAGCUCUUUGAGUUCUACAAAUUUUCUAUUGAGAGGCUCACAAAAACGAAAACAAGUUGAUGAUUCACUUGAAGGAAGCACGUAUGCAUCUUCAAGAACAGUAUCAGGCAGCUCAGAAGUUGAUAUGAAUGCAAAUACAACAGAUUUUACGAACAUGAAACUUGAAGACAGAGAUCAAGUGUUAACAAGCACAAUGGAACGAUUUACCAAAUGUAUGACUCUCUAUCAACCAGUGACAAACUGUGUGAAACGUGUCGAAAAAGCUCUCCAACAAAAUCUCGCCAAAGUACAACGAAGAAAUGGAAAAAAGAAAAAGAGACGUUUCAAACAACGAGAAAAGUCAUACGCAGAGAAGUUGUACGAUUUUGACACCUCAAAAGAAGAGUGA